AUGUCCUCCUAUGCUAAAUUCCUAAAGGAUAUUCUGGCAAAGAAGAGAACAAUUGAAACGGAAAUAGUGACCCUCAGCCCAAAAUGCAGUGCCAUUCGGAAGCAUGAACUACCCCCUAAGAUGACCAAUCCAGGAAGCUUUUCAAUUCCAUGCAAGCUACACAAUGUAACAAUAGAUCGAGAAUUAUGUGACCUUGGUGCAAGUGUUCUUUCGAUCAACAAGAAGUUAAACGUAGGGGAACUUAAAUCAACAACGAUGGCACUACAAUUAGCGGACCGAUCAGUCAAAUACCCCCUCGGGAUACUAGAAGAUGUGUCGUUAAAAGUAGAUGCAAUUGUGCAUGUAAGAGCAGGCAGGCUCACCUUGAAGAUAGGAGGUGAAACAGUUGAGUUCACACUGGAUAAGAACCUUAAGCAAUCAAUGUCUGUAGACUCCGCCUGUUACAUCGAUGCGUUGGAUGCUCUAGCAGAUGAAUUCUUAGAAGAGUUUCGCGACCUCGAUCCUCUGGAAGUUUCUUUGGAAGCUAUUAGAGGGGGUGGAUACGUGAACAAUGAAGAGGUAAACGAAUAUCUUCGGGCAUUAGAUAGUUGUGCAGAGGACGAAGUUAACAUCCAAUCCACAUCAGUACCCGUCGAAGCCUUCUGCAGAGUAGACCAUGUCCAAAAUAAUGAAAGAAGACUAGAAUGUUGGGUUUCCUGGGAUCUCUAG
Molecule: messenger RNA, 708 nt
Organism: Tarenaya hassleriana
Lineage: Eukaryota; Viridiplantae; Streptophyta; Magnoliopsida; Brassicales; Cleomaceae
Exons: 2
Coding region: 1-708 (235 amino acids)
Source: RefSeq, a predicted model, not a curated record